AUGCAAACAUUGACUCAUUCAUGUAUAUAUUUCAAUUAUAUAGAACCUAGUGGUUUCUCAUUCUUUUCCUCUAGAAAUGCAAGAGAUCAUUAGCAUCUCAUAGCUAAAAACACAACAAACACUCAAUCUAAGAAAAAGAAGCUCCUCAUACUUAAAAGAAAGAAAUUAAAUAGUAAUUCACUUCCACACUCCUAUCGAAUCCCCUAAUCCGAUGGCAUUCAAAGUUCAACAACUCUGACCUUAACUGAAAGAAUAAAGAAGCGGUAUUUCCAACCUCUCAAGAAUGCUGUUGCCAGAAUCACUGAAAUUAGACAACAACAAUUGCCCAGAAGGAAGUCAACUUAUGGAUUAUUAUUUGGUCAAUUGACACAAAAGGAAAUGCAAUCCUUUCCCACCACGAUAGAAUAACAUAAACAAGUUAAUAAGUAGGAACUCGCAUUGACAAGUUUUGCAAUUAUGUUAGAAAGAAAACAAAGAAAGGUAACAACUCGAAAACUCACCAAAAAGCUUUCCAAAUAAGAAUCUCUUAUAGAAUAUGAUAACAUGGAAAGACCUCCUUCCUGUAAAACCCCUCCCAAAUUAACCUUGACAUCAAAACCCUAAAACAAGUCAAAAAUUCAAUUAGAGAAAGAGCGUUACUUUAAAUGGCUAGAUCUCAAAAUGUUUCAUUUCUAAUCAAAUAAACUCUAAAAAAAUGUUAUGCCUCAACAAACUCAAGGAGUCAUAUAACAUUUUCAAACUCAAUCUUGUGUUUCACUCAGAAAUCUCCAAGUUUGUUCUUUUACUUCUUCUCCUCGUCAAAAGCCUAGGGUAAAACAAAGCACAGAAGUUAAUUUGACACUCACAAAACCAAAAAGUAAAUCCACUCUCAAACCAUUAAGACCUUAUAUAAUACAUAAUAAUUAACUAUAGAAGAAGAUACAGUAGACAUUUGAAAUCAAGAAUACCUCGUGGUCAAAAUAAAAUUCACUUGAAAGAUAAUACUGA
Paramecium tetraurelia is the source of this 987-nucleotide messenger RNA. RefSeq lists its product as uncharacterized. NCBI's taxonomy places the organism in Eukaryota, Ciliophora, Oligohymenophorea, Peniculida, Parameciidae. The record is from RefSeq and is a predicted model, not a curated record. The transcript has 2 exons.